Molecule: messenger RNA, 2242 nt
Organism: Drosophila sulfurigaster albostrigata
Lineage: Eukaryota; Metazoa; Arthropoda; Insecta; Diptera; Drosophilidae
Exons: 7
Coding region: 52-2160 (702 amino acids)
Source: RefSeq, a predicted model, not a curated record
UUUGGAUUUUAAAUUGCAUACGUAUGAAUCAAAUUAUAAACGCUAAAAACAAUGGCCAGAAAAGGAGGAGCACAACAGUUACAGACUGAAAUUAAGACUGACGAUGAAUUGGAAAAGUUUUUAACUCGUCCUGGAUUGCUAAUUUUGGAAGUCUAUUCAGAAUGGUGUGGACCAUGCCUGGGACUACUUGGCACAUUGCGACGAGUUAAACUUGAAAUGGGUGGCGAUAACUUGCAGCUGGCAACAUGCCGCGCAGAUACAAUAACAUCUUUAAAGCGUUUCUACAAAAAGAGCGAACCCACUUGGCUAUUUGUUACAAAUGGUCGGGCUGUUAAUCUAUUUUUCGGAGCUGACGCUCCAAAGUUAGUGGAUUUGAUAGUGAAAGAACUGGAGAAGGCAUCACUAACCACAUCGCGACCAACUUAUAACAUAGGCGAUCUUCAGCCCAUUGAGGCUGAAGCUUUGCGUAUCAAAACGGAGGCUCUACAAAAAGCCGAACGUGCUGAAUUUGAAAAGAAAGAGAAAAAGCGUCUCGAUUAUCUGAUGCGUUGCACCGAUGUGAUAAUGGAAAACUUGCCGGAUAUUGGCGUCACAGUCUUUGGACCACAAGUAUCUCGAGAUAUGUUCAAGAAGCUAUCUGAACCCGCCGAGCAUCUGAAAAUGCAAUGCAAAGAUCGCAAAUAUCUUGAAGUGUCGACAGCCGAUUUCGAUGUGGUUAACUUUGCCUGCAAGAAUCCUUUAUCACCCGAUAUUAUUGAGCAGUUGAAUGGCAAAGAGUUGCUCAUGUGCUUCUGGAAGAUCGACGAGUCAGCGGGUGCCAUAACUAAUGUGCUAGCCCAAUAUGCCCACGAGCUGACAAAGGAGAGAGUUGCGCCGCCCGAUGAUGAAAUCAAUGUUCCGCAUCCGAUUCCACCCAUUAUAGCGCCCCUGAAGAUUAAAUUCGAGGUCGAAGUGGAAGAUGGUGAAGUCUGGGUGGAAGAAGUGAGUUCCGAGGAGGAAGCCAGAAAAGCCGCCGAGCGCAAGCUGGCCGAAAAGAAAUCCGUCACUCAAAUGCACGACGAAACGCGUGGCAAGGAUCAGGACGGCGCCGAAGACAUUGAUGAAGAGGAGGGCACCGAGGAGGAGGAAGUGGUGCAAACGGCACAGCCAGUGGCGACGAGCAUGGGCUUCGACAUUGACAUGGGACUCGAUGUCGAUGCCGUCGUCAGCGAAGAGGAGAUGGUCGAGGAGGAAGAGGAGCCUCCGAAGCCAUUGACGCGGACGAAACGCGUCAAGAUUCCCCCAAUUUGGGUGGCAAACAAUCGUCGCACUCACGCUGCCCUGAUCUUAGUGUUCUUCCGCGGCCAAACCGGCGGAUUCUUGCCACCAGAUCCGCCACCAGAGCCGCCGCACGUUGUGAUGGCAUUCGAGGCGAAUAAACGUGACGAUAUCAUGGAGGUGGUCGAUGGAGUUCGAGAAGAUGUGCCGCAAUAUGGUUUCUUUACCAACGAUACGCCUGGUGAGGCCAAACUGAUAACCAACUCCAUAUACAAAUAUGAUGAGCUAAAGGAUUCAACGCCCAACGAUCGAUUUGUGCUUAAAGUGAACAAAGUUCAGUCCUAUACUAUGCUGUCGUUGGUACAAUUCGAACCCACUUAUUGUAGUAAUGAUGUUAACGUCGGUCGCACGGAUGCCCUCAAGUUCUUCCCAGAAGAUUAUAAAGUCGAUGAGGAAAUUCCAGCGGAUGAGAAGAGGACACCCAAGAAGAAGAAGAAGACACCAGCCACAGUCGAGCCUGUCGAAGAACCAGCUGGAUCACGUAAGCCGUCCCUGGAUCAAAGCAAAUCCGCUGAAGUUCCCGCUGAGGCAGCCAUCGAAGAAGCACCCAAAGCAUCUGAAGGUCAAGAGCCGCCGGGCGAGGCAGCUACGGCAGAGGGGCAACCGCCGACUGAAGCAGCAGCUGCAGUCGCCGAUCCAGCUGCUGCUGCUGCUGCCGAAGCCGAGGGUGAAGCAGCACCUGUCACUGGCGAAGCUGGCGCAGCAGAGCAGCCAGCACCCAAAGAGGAGACACCCGCAGCAGCUGAGCCAGCAGCUGAAGCACCCGCAGCUGACACUGCUGCGCCUGCGGCUGAAGAAGCCAGCCCUGCAGCGGCGCCAGCUGAACCGGUUGCAGCGGAGUAGACUGUUAACGUAUGUGUAAAUAUGUGCCAUUUAUUUAAAAAGUUCGAUCGAAAUAAAAUUAAGCGUCCUUUUUCUCGGAUAA